GUCUCAGGGGCUUCAGAGAAUUCUUCGUUCCCACACUGGACACCUGGGUUUAAGUCGCAUCCAGGGCACCUCAUGAGAAGCAAGCGCCGUCUGUCGGGGGAGGUCUUGACGCACUGGCUGCUCCCGGAGUCCAGGAGUAAAAAGAUUCCCAGGAUGUAAGCGAUACGGGACUGGUGCCUUGCCGCCUGCCCUGCUCAGCCACUGGCGCGCCACGGCUUCCUCUGCUGAGCCCCUCCUGGAAACGGCAGCCGCAGCCGCCAGCACACAAGGAGAGCCACCGUCGCCCUCGGGAGGGCAGAGCCCACAGCCUCCUCUCUUAUUUGUCCUCAGUUUUGCGUCCCCAGCCCCACCAAGAAAGUCAAGCCAUCGCCCCGGAGCAGGAGGCAUGGCAAGCAAACGAAAAUCCACGACCCCCUGCAUGGUGCGCACGUCCCAGGUGGUGGAGCAAGACGUGGUAGCCGAGGAGGGGGACCGGACCAAAGACCGGGGGACGGGUGUGCAGCAGCAGCAGCCGCUGCCCACCCUGGCCAAGGACAGCUGGGCCGCAGAGUCCGACAGCGCUUCCAAAGAAAACGACGUGAUCGAGGUGAAAUCCACCGGGGACCCCCCGUCCAAAAAGCUACAAGGGGGGUACGAGUGCAAGUACUGCCCCUACUCCACGCAGAACCUGAACGAGUUCACGGAGCACGUGGACACGCAGCACCCCAACGUCAUCCUCAACCCCCUGUACGUGUGCGCCGAGUGCAACUUCACCACCAAAAAGUACGACUCUCUGUCCAACCACAACGCCAAGUUCCACCCAGGAGAGACCAACUUCAAGCUGAAGCUCAUCAAACACAACAACCAGACGGUCCUGGAGCAAUCCAUCGAAGUCACCAACCACGUCAUCACCAUCCCCCAUGGCGGCCCCGCCUGCGCGGACAGCGACCCUGGGAUCUCCGUGAGCAAGACCCCCAUCAUGAGGCCCGGGAAACCGAAAGCCGACGCCAAGAAGGUGCCCAAGAAGGCCGAGGAGGCCACCACUGCCACGGAGAACCACAUGGACGGGACCGCCCGCCUAGUGGCCGACGCGGCUGAGAUCCUCUCGAGACUCGGGGGCAUGGAGCUCCUCCAGGACUCCCUGGGGCACGUCACGCCUUCUGUACAGCUCCCACCAAAUAUCAACCUUGUGCCCAAGGUCCCCGUCCCGCUGAACACUACCAAAUACAACUCGGCCCUGGACACCAACGCCACCAUGAUCAACUCCUUCAACAAGUUCCCUUACCCGACGCAGGCAGAGCUGUCCUGGCUGACGGCCGCCUCCAAACACCCCGAGGAGCACAUCCGCAUCUGGUUCGCCACCCAGCGCCUGAAGCACGGCAUCAGCUGGUCCCCCGAAGAGGUGGAGGAGGCCCGGAAGAAGAUGUUCAACGGUACCAUCCAGCCGGUGCCCCCGACCAUCACUGUGCUGCCCGCCCAGCUGGCCCCCACCAAGAUGUCCCAGCCCAUCCUCCAGACGGCCCUGCCCUGCCAGAUCCUCGGCCAGACCAGCCUGGUGCUGACCCAGGUCACCAGUGGGCCGACCACCGUCUCCUGUUCCCCCAUCACGCUCGCCAUGGCCGGAGUGACCAACCACGGCCAGAAGAGACCGCUGGUGACUCCCCAUGCCGCCCCAGAGCCCAAGCGUCCGCACAUCGCCCAGGUGCCAGAACCCCCACCCAAGGUGGUCAACCCGCCACUGGCCCCCGCGGCCAGUGACCGCAAGAAGACUAAGGAACAGAUAGCGCACCUUAAGGCCAGCUUCCUGCAGGGCCAGUUCCCUGACGACGCGGAGGUCUACCGCCUCAUCGAGGUGACCGGCCUCUCCCGGAGCGAGAUCAAGAAGUGGUUCAGCGACCACCGCUACCGGUGUCAGAGGGGCAUCGUGCACAUCACCAGCGAGUCCAUUGCCAAAGACCAGGUAGCCCUGGCAGGCACCCGACACGGCCGCACUUACCACACAUACCCAGACUUUGCCCCACAGAAGUUCAAAGAGAAGGCCCCGGGCCAGGUCAAAGUUCUGGAAGAGAGCUUUCUGAGAAGCUCUUUUCCAACCCAAGCCGAACUGGACCGGCUCAGGGUGGAGACCAAGCUGAGCCGGCGAGAGAUCGACACGUGGUUCUCGGAGAGGCGGAAGCUGCGGGACAGCAUGGAGCAAGCCGUUUUGGAUUCCAUGGGGUCUGGCAAAAAGGCCCACGACGCCGCCGUGGCCCCCAAUGGGGCACUCUCACGACUCGAGCAGCUCUCCGGGGCCCAGCUUGCCUGCUCCCUGCCCAGUCCUUCACCCACGACCGCGAAAAGCCCUGGGCAGGUCCACCUCCUGAGGGGCACGUUUGCCAGGACCCAGUGGCCCACGCCCCAGGAGUACGACCAGCUAGCCGCCAAGACAGGCCUGGUGCGGACUGAGAUCGUGCGCUGGUUCAAGGAGAACCGAGGCCUGCUGAAGGCCGGGAGCCUGACGUGGAUGGAGCCACACCAGCACCAGCGCCUUGCGGACGAUCCUGGCUACGACGCCGGCUGGAGGAGAGCCGCCAAGCCCACCGCAGGGAGCCCAAAGCCCGGGAGCGAGGUGGCCCCACCGAGCCACCAGGACACCAGAAAGCUCUGUGAAGAGGACUUGGAGACCCCGGGGUCCAGGGUGAAAGUGGGUAGCAACGAGCCAGAGAAAGACCGUCUUCCUGCCAAGGCCUCCGAGCCCACGUCGGACAAAUCUGAGGCCAACAGCCGGGAUGGCCCGGGCAGCGAGGAGAAGGAAGAGUCGGGCGUGGUGGACUGGGUAGAGGUGACGGUGGGCGAGGAGGACACUGUUUCAGACCGGUCGGAUAGCUGGAGUCAGACUGUACCCGGAGGCCCGGCCGAGCCGGCCGACUCGGACUCCGACAAUCCCCCUGCCGAGGCCAGCCAGGCCUAGACAGUCCGUGGGACCUUGUGUAUCCGGCAUAACAGCGAUCCGAGGGGUCGCCUGUCAGAACUGCUGUGCUGGGGGAAGACACUGUCCGGGAAGGAAGCCGAGAACGUCUCUCUCUCCUGGCUGCCGGGGGCAUCCUGACCAGCGUGUGCCUGGAGGGUUAGGAAGCCCGCCACCCCUCACGGGCCUCCCCCCAAGUGGGCAGGGACUGUUCAUAGUGCCAAAGUCCUACUACUGCGUCUCCAGGGGGUCCCUGUGAGGAGGUCCCGCCCCUGGCGGUACCAAAUCCCACCUGUACACCUGGGGGUUUUGUUACUCUUGUCAGUGAGAGCCACUUCCUUUGCCAGGAGGGAGGGCCAGCCACACCUGCUUUCUGCUUUUCCCCCUUUUGGUUUUUCAUAGGUUUUUUUGGUUUUUUGUUUUUGGAGGUUAGCAUGAGUGCCACUCGAUCUUCUGGAUUUUAGGUAGAAUUCCCUUUGAAGGGUAGUUUGAAAUGCAGAGCUUGCUCCAGGGGUAGGUCUGGCAUCCGGGCCUCUCUCCCCACCUGGAGGGGGCGGGUGGCUGGCAGAGCUUCCAGAUCAAAUCUAAUAGGCCUCUGCCUCUCUCCCCGGCGGAGGCCAGGCACCUGGGUUUCUGAACUGCCAGGAGGUGGGUCGCUGUCUCCGUUGCCUGCCCCCACCCCACCCCAGAAGGCCCUCCUGCCUCCCUGGGGAGAACCCCUGGGGGCACAAAUGCUUACAACACUCAACUGUCAAGGUUGGGGCCUCAAACCCAGCCAGAGGUGCCUGGGAAGUAGGUCUGCUGGUCUGCCUCCAGUAAGUCAUAGCCUCUCAAGCCCUCAGAGGGCAGCCCCGCUCGGCACACUUGCUGUCGCCAGGAGGCUGUGGCUCCAGGUGGGCCGUGGAUGCCGCCCCUCGGGCCUCUGGGCCCGGGCAGCACUAGAGAAUGGAGAGUAGAUGCCUGCCCGCAUUCAGCACUUUCUUAAAUACCAGCAGAAAGGGUUUCUGGGUUUGUUAGCGCUAUUAUUACUACUUUUAUUAAAACAUAAAAUCAAGAAGGUCUUCAUAUCUAGAUAGUACAAUCAUGAACAGCUUGGGCUUUCGUUUCUGUUCUUUAACUGCCUUUUCUUGGCGGGGUGUUUACAGGAUUUCAGCUUGAAGCCUCACCACGAACUGAUUUUUCUGUUUGUGUUUGUUUGGGGCCGAUUUUAGAUUCCUGAGUGCACUUUCCCCCCAC
Messenger RNA from Echinops telfairi (small Madagascar hedgehog), 4162 nucleotides. It is a transcript of the gene ZHX2, whose product is annotated as zinc fingers and homeoboxes 2. NCBI's taxonomy places the organism in Eukaryota, Metazoa, Chordata, Mammalia, Afrosoricida, Tenrecidae. The transcript has 5 exons. Gene Ontology annotation, biological process: regulation of transcription by RNA polymerase II. The coding region runs from base 386 to 2929 and encodes 847 amino acids. Gene Ontology annotation, molecular function: DNA binding; DNA-binding transcription factor activity, RNA polymerase II-specific. The record is from RefSeq and is a predicted model, not a curated record. Gene Ontology annotation, cellular component: nucleus.